Messenger RNA from Trichogramma pretiosum, 1414 nucleotides. RefSeq lists its product as uncharacterized. The annotation marks the transcript as partial. The transcript has 2 exons. NCBI's taxonomy places the organism in Eukaryota, Metazoa, Arthropoda, Insecta, Hymenoptera, Trichogrammatidae. The record is from RefSeq and is a predicted model, not a curated record.
AUGUCUGAGGAUCAUAUUCAAAAAAUACAAGAAUAUUUUGAUAUGUUAUGUUCAGCCAUUAAUCCUAAAAGUGCUAAUCCAACAUGUUCAAAGCAUCCUUCUCAACAAAGAUUUUCUGACAUUUCGCCAGCCGAGUAUGAAAAUGAUUUGGGUGAACUAAUAAAUGCCUUUCAACGUCAUACAAAGUGCGGAACUCAUUGCUACAGACGAGGUAACGCAAAUACACACUGCAGAUUUAAAUUUCCUAAAGAUGUUCAAGAAAGCAGCUCCAUUGAUGAUAAGCACGGAUAUCAUGAGUUUUUUCCACGACGUAACGAUCCGUAUGUGCAGCGCUUCAAUAAUGUCGUAACACAAAUAUGGAGGGCUAAUACAGACUUUACGCCCAUACUUGAUAUUAAUGCAGUUGUUAAAUACAUCGUUAAGUAUACAACAAAAAGUGAAACUGUUUCGUUAUCGUACAUGAAUGUAAUCAAUAGUCUCUGCAAACAUAGCAACGACGUUUCUUCUGCCAAAUCUUGCGUUAUGAAACUGAUCAUUUCAUCCGUAUGCGAACGAGAUUAUUCUGCUCAAGAGGUUGUGCAUCUUUUAAUGGGUUGGUCAUUGAUGAAAAGUACGCGCCAUUUCGUCUCGCUUAUACUUUAUGAAGAAAACUGGGAAAAAUAUGAGCUCAACGAAAUGAACGUUAAUUGCACUUCUAAAUCUAUAAUCGAUAAAUACAUCGACAGGCCUGCCAUAUACAAUGAUCUGUCAUUAUUUCGAUUUGCACAAACAAUCAACGUAUAUGGAACUCGCUAUGUUAAAAGCCGCAAUGAGAAUGUUGUUUUAAUUUUUCCAACGUUGAAAUUAUCAGAUGACUUGGAUAGUGAUUUAUACUACAAGCAACAAUGCACCCUUCACAUCCCAUUCCGUCGAAGUGUAGACGAACUCUCUAAAUUGUGCGACAAUAACAACGAGCAUCCUUGGUGUGCAUUAUUUGAGCAAUAUAACGUCACGCCAAUAGACAGUAUCCAAUUGCCAAUUCCAUGUAUAGAAGAAAUUGAAGACGAUAAUGAAGAUGAAUCAUCCACUAGGGAUAUGUAUUGUAAUGCGUUUGAAAUGGUUUCGUCAACGAUAAAAGAACGAUCGGAUCAAAAAUUAGGACAACGUUUAAUAGACGUGGCAUAUGAUUGGAAUGUACAUAACGAGCUGUAUCCCUCUUUGCAAGACAUUAAUACAUUUUUAAAAAUGUUUAAAAGUGAGAAUGCAACACGAUCGAUAAAUAACUCUAGUAAUUUGAAAGAAUUAACCUUAUCUCCGGAACAACUGAAAGUUAUACAGAUUUGUAGAACUCAGAUUAAUCACAUCCAGUCCGACAUAGGUGACAUCUCCGAUCAGAUAAUUAAACGUGUGAUAAUACAGGGAAAGGCUGGGUCCG